Verticillium nonalfalfae is the source of this 1662-nucleotide messenger RNA. RefSeq lists its product as uncharacterized. Gene Ontology annotation, biological process: transmembrane transport. Lineage: Eukaryota; Fungi; Ascomycota; Sordariomycetes; Glomerellales; Plectosphaerellaceae. The coding region runs from base 1 to 1662 and encodes 553 amino acids. Gene Ontology annotation, molecular function: transmembrane transporter activity. The transcript is spliced from 3 exons. The record is from RefSeq and is a predicted model, not a curated record.
AUGCCUGCCUCGGUCCUCAAAGAUGAGUCCAAGGCGUUUCCCUACUGGCAGUUGACCGUGCUGGCCUUGUGCCGGUUCUCGGAACCCAUCGCCUUCAGUUCCAUCUUGUCCUACUCCUAUGUUAUGACCAUCGACCUUCUCGGUGGUACGGAAGAGGACGACAAAGAUGCCUCAUUUUACAGCGGCCUCCUCGUCUCAGCUUAUGCCGUCGCUGAAGCCCUGACAUCUGUCGGCUGGGGUACGCUGUCUGAUCACUAUGGACGUAAACCGGUCGUCCUCAUAGGCCUGGGAGGCGUCGCUCUCUCGAGCCUUAUUUUUGGUUUCUCCCAGAAGUACUGGGUUGCUCUGCUGGCCAGGUUUAUUGGUGGCGCUUUGAACGGAAACGUCAGUGUCAUGCAAACUAUGGUUGCAGAAAUGGUCAAGGUUCCGGAACACGAACCGGCGGCAUACGCAGUUCAGCCGUUCGUGUGGACGUUGGGUAGCAUCGUUGGUGCGGCCUUGGGAGGAUUCCUGGCUCAGCCCGCGAAAUCUUACCCUCACUUGUUCCCCGAAGAUGGUCUCUUUGGGAGAUAUCCAUAUCUGCUUCCCAACCUCUUGGCCGUGCUUGUGGUCGUCCUGGCGAUUAUUCAGGGCCUGAUCUUCCUGGAUGAAACCAACCCACGCGCCAAGUAUCUCGCUGAGCAGAAGAAGUUGAAGCAACAGCAGAAGACGAAUGGUCACAAUGGCCAUACUGAGACGUCGCCGCUCCUGCAGGAGAGCACAUCGGAUGCCCCUAUCAAACGACCAUCGGUCGACGGUCCCAGGCCGUUCUUCGUCGAGGAGAGCCUUCCGGCACCGGGCGUCCAGACCUUUGAUCUCAGGCGGAGCUCCUUUGGAACGAUGCAUGAGAUUGAUGUGCCUCACAACCGAGAUGGCCCAUCCGAACGCACCCAGUCGCAGGAGCCAGAAAUGCACUAUGAAGGCGCCGUGUGGACUCGACCCAUCGUCAUGCUGAUCGUCUCUCUCGUCCUCAUUUCCUACCACCAAAUGGCUGCCGGCGCGCUGUUGCCUAUUCACCUGCUGGCCAAGCCCCUGAAGCCCCACGGCCAGCUCGACUUGAUCGGCGGUUUCGGCUACAGCCUCCCUGACGUCGGCGUCUAUCUCAUGGUGAACGGCAUCCUCAGCCUCGGCGUCCAGGCCUUCAUCUUCCCCCUCUUUGUGAGCAAAGUCGGCGUCUGGCGCUCCUUCAUCAUUGUCGUGAUUCUCUACCCCACCGCCUAUCUGGUGAUGCCCUUCCUCUCCGCUGUCCCCAAUCUCACCUCUGCAGGUAUCAUCGGAUCGCUCCUCCUGCAGGCCUUCUUCGGCAUCAUCUCCGUGCCUGCGGCCCUCAUCCUGCUCAAGGAUGCCACACCCUCGCCCCUCGUACUGGGCCGCGUCAACGGCCUCGCCAUGAGCGCCUGCUGCGCCGCAAGGACGGUGUCUCCGCCCAUGGUCGGUCUCUUGUAUAGUGCCGGCGGCUCGGCCGUCGCGUGGUUCAGCUGCGCCCUGGUCGGCGUUUUGGGCGCUCUGCAGCUCUUCUGGAUCCCGCGGAAGGAAAUCCCGCACGUGUCCAUCGAGAGGCCGACCAUAGUCACGCGAGAUGAUGAUGAUGAUGCUACCGUUGUGCAGGAUGGCGAACCUUAG